Morus notabilis is the source of this 1256-nucleotide messenger RNA. RefSeq names its product UDP-glycosyltransferase 91C1-like. Gene Ontology annotation, molecular function: UDP-glycosyltransferase activity. Bases 48 to 1256 code for a protein of 402 amino acids. The transcript is spliced from 2 exons. The record is from RefSeq and is a predicted model, not a curated record. NCBI's taxonomy places the organism in Eukaryota, Viridiplantae, Streptophyta, Magnoliopsida, Rosales, Moraceae.
UAGACUUUAGUUUUUGUAAGGUGUUAGAUCUAGAUUGUCUCGCUUACAUGGAGAAGAAAGAUAAUAGGCUUCACAUAGCAAUCUUCCCUUGGCUAGCUUAUGGCCAUGUUAAGACAUUCUUUGAGCUCUCCAAGUUCCUAGCUCAAAAGGGUCAUAAAAUCUCUUUCAUUUCCACCCCAAAGAACCUCCAACGUCUCCCAAAACAUCCUCACAUAGACUUUGUUUCCUUUCCCUUACCUCACGUCGAUGGCUUACCACAAGGCACUGAGUCAACCUCCGAGUUGCCGAUUCACAAAGUCCCUUUCCUCAAAAAGGCCUACGACAAACUCGUUCCCUCUUUAACUCAGUUCCUCAAAGAAUCAACCGACAUCAAAUGGAUCGUCCAUGACUUCCUCUGCCACUUGGUUCCACGAGCUGCGACUCAACUCGGUGUCAAAUCGGUCUUCUUCACCAUAAGCGCCGCCACUUCGCUGGCCUUUUUCGGGCCGCCCUCUGAGUUGCUCGGCGGUAGCCGCCAGCGACCGGAGAACUUCACCGUCGUCCCUGAAUGGUUCGACUUCGAAAGCAACGUCGCUUAUAAGUUGUUCGAGAUCAAGGGUCAUUGGGAAUGCAUGGACGAGGACGCCAGAGAUCCUCAGCAUCUUGCAGAGAUGAUUCAAUGCUGCGAUAUCGUCGUUUCAAGAACCUCACCCGAGUUCGAGUCCGACUCACUGAAUCUACUCAGAAAGCUUUACGGGAAACCGGUUCUUCCUAUCGGUUUCUUACCCAUUUCUCCACAAGACCUUCAUAGCGUGAGCGCAGAUGAAAGAUGGGGAACUUUGAGUCAGUGGUUGGACAGCAAGGAAGAGAACUCCGUCCUUUACAUCGCAUUCGGUACGGAAUUGAGUCUGACUCAGGAUUUGAUGCACGAGUUAGCUCGUGGGAUAGAGAAAUCCGGGUUGCCCUUUAUUUGGGUCAUUAAAGAUAGCCCACUUGUUGAAGGGCAAUUGGGUUCGGAAAUAAUUCCACCUGGGUUUGAAACCCGAGUAGCAGGGCGAGGUUUGGUGUGGAGGGGUUGGGUCCCACAACUUAGUAUACUGGCCCACUCUUCGGUGGGCGGGUUCUUGACUCAUUGCGGUUGGAGCUCCGUUAUCGAGGUGCUCGGGUUUGGGAAGCCAUUGGUCUUGUUUGCCGGGGCAAGUUCGGAUCUUGGGUUGAUUUCGAGGUUGCUACAUGGGAAGCGGGUCGGGUUGGAAGUGAUUACACUCAAAUAUUGA